AUGACGUGUGGGAUGCGCCGCUUCCUGGCAGGCUGCGCCAAGAUCGUGGGACUGUCAUCCGAAAUCAGGCGCCGGGCAGCAGCCGAGGCCGGAAGAGAAGGCCGUCGCAAGCAGUAG
Ectocarpus siliculosus is the source of this 117-nucleotide messenger RNA. Lineage: Eukaryota; Phaeophyceae; Ectocarpales; Ectocarpaceae. The record is from the annotation of a GenBank genome assembly.